CGUGGAUUGUAAUGGUUAGCAGACAUUUUGUUUUACGAAGGCAAACGCAACGUGACGCAAGCAAAUAUUUAUUAUAGACAGUGCAAAAAAUGCCAUUAAAUGCAAUUGGAUGGACAUCCGAAGAAAAUAUUGCUCUCAUUGAAUUGGUGAAGCCACAUACUUUUCUCUACAAUCUUCUUGACCCGUCACGUAAAAAUAUUUUGGCUCGAGUAUCCACUUGGCAAGAAAUAGCUCAAGCAUUAUUAAAACCAGUUGAAGAGUGCAAAAAGCGGUGGCGCGGUCUUCGAGAUAGCUAUAUGAGGUGUAAGCGUUUGGGUACAAUGCAUAAAACAAAAACAAAUAUAAAUGAAAAACUGCAAUUCCUUGAUUCAUUGCCAAUUGAUGGAACUGCUAGUGAUUCUGAGGGGAGAUUUGAGGAAGUGAACAUUGAUGACAUAAAUGAUGCAUCAGAAAUAUGCACGGAACAGCAAGUUAUUACCGACAAUCAAGAAUAUUAUGAGAUCACUCUUGUGGAUGGGCCAAAGCAAGAGGAUUCUAAAAAUUUAAUUAAAAUUCUUCCAAAAACUGAAAAGAAAUUUCAACAAAUAUUGAAUUCAGGGGAGCCUCCUCGAAAAAUAGGAAGAAAGAAUUCUGGUAGAAAAAAAUCUACGCCAAUGCCUAGAAAUUUAACACCAGUUAAAAUUUUACCAAAACCAAUAAUAACAAGCCAACCUAAAUUAGUAAGAUAUAUUGAAGAACCAAAAACACCAGAACAGAGAUCUCAAGUUAUAGAUAAGCUUAUAGAGAAAAUAUUAAAAGAAAAUACAAAUGAAAUUGAUGUAUUCUUUAAGAGUAUGGCAGCUAGUGUUAAAAAAUUACAACCAAAUUUAAUACCUAAGGUUAAAAUGGAAGUGUGCAAUGUGAUAGCUAAGUAUGAAAUGCAAAGUUUUGAAAAAAAUGUGCAGAACAAUUGACAAGAAUGUGUGUAUAAACAAAAAAAUGUUAAAACAGUGACUAUUUUAAUAUGUUUAUAAAAGUGACAUUUAGAAAUGAAGCUAGGAGUAUAAAACAGUUAUGACUGACUUAUUAUGGCAAAAAUGUAUUGAAUUCUGACAUAUAGUGCUCCCAUAUGUCAGAAUUCAAUACAUUUUUGCACUAACUCUCAUUUCUGAAUAUCACCUUUAUCUCUUGGGUGUUACAUCAAUAUUAAUUAGAGUAAUGCCAAACAUACACCAGAAACUAAACUAAUAUGGCCUUAUUAUGUAAUAUGAACUAAUAUAUUACUAUGCUAGUUGUCUUAUGGUUAUCUUAAUAUAUGUAUAUAAAUCUCCUGUCACAAUGUUUGUCAGCAAUGGACACCUAAACUACCAAACCAAUAUCAAUCAAAUUUGCACACCUGCAGCUGCACCUGCAUUUGUGCAGUUAGAUCUAACUUAAAAGAUAGGAUAGCUUACAUCUCAAUUUAUAUCAGCAAUAUUAUUUUAUUGCAAAUAUUUGUUUAUUUAUUGAUACAAUUCUAACAGAUGGCGCUGUGUUAAAAGUACCAACGUUUCACAUAAAUUCUAACGUUUUCCUUGUAUAGUAGUAUACUACUAUGUAAUAGAACAAAAACCUUAGCCACAACAACACUUGGCCAAGUCUGCUAGUUAUAUAUACAUUUGAUUUUGUUAUAUAUUUGUUUAUAUAAAUAUUCCUAAGUUUAACUUCAUUCUGUAGUAGAAAAGGGUAUAAGAAAAUACUAAAUGUUAGCAAGUUUCUUGUAUGACUGUGUCCAUAUGUAGAUUUGAUAUAUGGGUCAUACUUUGUACUAAGUCUCGACUCUGAAGCUUGUCCUAAUGGUUCCCUUUUGUAUCAUUACUAGAAAUGAAUUUAUAUAUAAGUUUGGAAGCUAGUAAGUAGUUGGUAGUUCAGCUAUACCUGCUUAACUAAAUAAGGUUAGUUGAGUUGGCAGUAGGUUUUCAGAUUCAGAGUUGGCUUUAAAAUAAAUACUGAUAAGAUGUUUGCGAAAGUCACUAGUUUUGAUAUAUAUUGUAUAUAAUAUAGUCAGUCCUUGAAGGUUACCUGUAAACUAAAUUGUUGAUUAAUUGAAGAUUAAUAAAUUUGCUUAGGUUAUUGUACAAAAGACAGGCCUUGAUUAUUUUGUAAAUAUUAAAAUGUUUAAUGUAUUAAUGUUAAUAGAGAUCCAUUUAUUGUUAAAAAUACAGUUGUAUCAUUCUGCAAUUGAGACUUAUGUAUGUUAGUAUAAUGGCUAGAAAAAUAAAGUUAUACUGAAUUUUUAUA
This is a messenger RNA of Pieris rapae (cabbage white), 2259 nucleotides long. RefSeq lists its product as uncharacterized. NCBI's taxonomy places the organism in Eukaryota, Metazoa, Arthropoda, Insecta, Lepidoptera, Pieridae. Gene Ontology annotation, biological process: regulation of transcription by RNA polymerase II. Gene Ontology annotation, cellular component: nucleus; transcription regulator complex. The transcript has 3 exons. The record is from RefSeq and is a predicted model, not a curated record. Bases 90 to 953 code for a protein of 287 amino acids.